AUGUCGAUCUCUCCCAGUUCACGUGUCUUAGUCGUGCCUCCCGACAUUAGACAGCAUCUCGGAGCUUGGCUUGACAACAGGCAGUCGCUCGUGCCAACAUGGCGAACGAGUACAGUACGCUUAUUAUGGACCGAACAGAUUUGGUGCCUCACAUUCGCUUGACGACGACCUAG
Molecule: messenger RNA, 173 nt
Organism: Microbotryum saponariae
Lineage: Eukaryota; Fungi; Basidiomycota; Microbotryomycetes; Microbotryales; Microbotryaceae
Source: the annotation of a GenBank genome assembly